Fraxinus pennsylvanica is the source of this 597-nucleotide messenger RNA. Lineage: Eukaryota; Viridiplantae; Streptophyta; Magnoliopsida; Lamiales; Oleaceae. The record is from the annotation of a GenBank genome assembly.
AUGGCUUUCCUUCUUGCUUUUCUCAUUGUGCCGAACUUCUCCACUACUGCAACAGUAUUAGUAUCAGCUAUGUCUUAUAAAGACGAGACAUCAUCCAUGAAAGAUCUAUGUUUAAGUACACUUAGAACAUGGAAAAGGGCACUAAUAACAGAAUUCUAUACCAAACUUCAUGCAAUGGCAUACCUGUUCUUGGGUGUGGCAUUGAUUAUUCCUUUAUUCAUGUCUACUUUUAGCCGUCGUCUUGCUAGUUAUUUCUGCUUUAUUUGCUGUUUAUAUUUGCCCGUGGCCUGGAACUUGGCUAUUGUGGUAUCUAUAGUCGACGAAGGUUGUGGAAUAGAGGCAUUGGGAAAAGCUACCUCAGUUAUUAAGGGCAAGGGCAAGAGAUUGCAUGGUUUAAUGCUAAACAUAUGCUUCAACCUGCUGGGUUUGAUUCUGUUCCUUGGCUACGGUAUGAUGUCAUUGAAUUGGACCAUUGAUGGAUGGUUAUGGUGUUAUUCUUUUCUUUGGGAAAUUUUUUUCCAAACGUGGCAUAUACGGUAUUAUACUUCCGAUGUAAGAAGAGCUAUGGUGAAGAAAUUGAAUUCUACAGGAUCAUAG